UUAAAAUAAAUAAUUUACAGCGGGGAAUUCACAUUUAUGGUUUGGUCGGCGGUGGGGACGCGUGAAGAGAGGAAGAAUAUAAGAAGGAAGGAAGAGGAGGGGGAAGAUGGGGAUAAUCACUAAACACAGUCUGGGUGAGAUAGUGAAAGCAUCACCGCAGCGGCUGUGAGUGAAGCUGGGAAAGCGACUUCUGGUGUACAGUCGUCUGGUAAAGGUCGCGGAGAAGAAGCUCGCCUCAUCAUCUGGAGUCCGCGAGCCUCCAUGUAGCACCGAGCGACCGUUGAACAGCCGCGACUGUGGCCAACGAUUAAAACCCGAGGAAAUUAUGAGCGAAAACAUCUGGGUGCGGCGCGCUUUAGAGGAAAACGUUUCAGUCGGAGGUCGUACGCAUUUUUAUUUUUUUUUUUACCUUUUCUAUUUCCUUACUGAUAGUCGUGGACAUUUUGGAUUUGUUUGAUGUUCGGUGUCGUUAAUUCACACUAGUUGCGGGUCGUUUCGCCACGUAGUCGCCUUUAUACUCACUGGGAGGGUAAAGCACUUAAAUUAGCGAAAACAGCAGAAGAACUUGAAGGCUCCUGCUUAGAAGAAAUGUACGCAGUGGGCCAGCAGCUUCAACUUGCUCUUUAAGUGGGCACCACUAGCUAGCUGCUAAUCCGAAACCUCACAAGCUAACCGUUGCUUGCUUUUUUGGAAAUUAUUUUUUUUGGAAAGCGGUACUUUUAUUUUUAUUUUAUUUUUUUAACCGUACCUGGACACCAGUAAAUAACGGAAAAACUCUGCGUGAAUUGAGAUAAUCAAAGUGUUGGUGGAUCUGUCGUCGGCCAUCCACUGGCAUCCAGGUCCUUGAAUCAUAAAUGACAAGUCCCUGAGGAUGUCCAAGCGGAGCUUCUUUGUUCGCCUGGUGCCAUGCCGGUGCUUGCGGGGCGAGGAGGAGGUAGUUACAUCUCUGGACUACUCCCACUGCAGCCUGGAGACUGUUCCUAAGGAGAUCUUUAGCUUUGAGAAGACGCUGCAGGAGCUCUACCUCGAUGCCAACCAGAUCGAGGAACUGCCUAAACAACUGUUUAACUGCCAGUUACUCCACCGACUGAGCAUGCCAGACAAUGACCUAACAGUGUUGCCGUCAGCGAUCGCAAACCUCAUUAACCUCAGGGAGCUUGAUGUCAGCAAAAACAGUAUCCAAGAGUUUCCAGAAAACAUUAAGAAUUGCAAAGUGCUAGCUAUUGUGGAAGCCAGUGUAAAUCCUAUAUCUAAGCUCCCAGAGGGUUUCACUCAGCUUCUGAGUCUGACGCAGCUCUACCUGAAUGAUGCCUUCCUCGAGUUUUUACCUGCAAAUUUCGGCCGGUUGACGAAGCUGCAGAUACUGGAGUUGAGGGAGAACCAGUUAAAAUCUCUGCCAAAGAGCAUGCAGAAGCUCACACAGCUGGAGAGGUUGGACCUGGGGAGUAAUGAGUUCACUGAAGUGCCUGAGGUGUUGGAGCACCUAUCUGGACUCAAGGAGCUUUGGAUGGAUGGAAACAAACUCACUUUUCUUCCUGGGAUGCUGGGGACUCUAAAACAGCUGGCGUAUCUGGAUGUGUCAAAGAACAACUUGGAAAUGGUGGAUGAAAAGAUCUCUGGCUGUGAGAACCUGCAGGACCUCCUGCUCUCAAACAAUGCCCUCACGCAGCUGCCCGGCUCCAUCGGCUCCUUCAAGAAGCUGACGGCGCUGAAGGUGGAUGAAAACCAGCUGAUGUAUUUGCCAGACUCCAUUGGAGGCCUGGCGUGUAUCGACGAGCUGGACUGCAGUUUCAACGAGAUCGAAGCCCUGCCCUCCUCCAUCGGCCAGUGCGUCAGCAUUCGCACUUUUGCUGCUGAUCACAACUUUCUCUCCCAGCUUCCCCCUGAGUUGGGCAACUGGAAGUCAGCAACUGUGCUGUUUCUACAUUCCAACAAGCUGGAGUCCUUGCCUGAGGAGAUGGGCGACAUGCAGAGGCUCAAAGUCAUCAAUCUGAGCAACAACAAGUUAAAGAAUCUUCCCUACAGUUUCACCAAACUCAGUGAGAUGACUGCCAUGUGGCUCUCUGAAAACCAGUCAAAGCCCCUGAUCCCUCUCCAAAAAGAGGAGGAUCCAGAGACUCACAAAACUGUGCUGACCAACUAUAUGUUUCCCCAGCAAACCAGGACAGAGGACUACAUCCCCAACUCUGACUCUGAGAGCUUCAACCCGGCCCUGUGGGAGGAGCAACGCAAGCAGCGAGCUCAGGUGGCGUUUGAGUGCGACGAGGACAAGGAUGAGAGAGAGGCACCCCCGAGGGAGGGAAACCUGAAACGAUACCCCACCCCUUACCCAGACGAGCUGAAGAACAUGGUAAAAACAGCCCAGUCCGUGGCUCACAGGCUGAGGGAGGAUGAAACCAGCGACGAGUCUGGGAAAGAGUCCAAACCGGUUGAGAGGAACCACAUCGGAGUGCAAGAUGUGGGAGUUAAGGUGAUUGAGGCCCCACGUCCCAACGGUGUAGCAUCAGACAUUGAAGCUCCAGUAUCUUCAACCUAUACCCAAAAUCCUCCUGCAGACGAAUCUAAAGAGUCUUCACAGCCCAUCAGCUCGCAGAGCAUCCCCGCCAAGUCUACAGAGACUUCAAUGAUGAACCAUGAGGACACACUAGAGGACACGGAGGAGUUAUCAGAGGAAGAAGAGAUGAAGAUUGCAGAGAUGAGGCCGCCUCUUAUUGAGAUUUCCAUCAAUCAGCCUAAAGUAGUUACUCUAAGUAAGGAUAAAAAAGAUGAUGGGAAAGAUGCUGAUUCUUUACUGGAUGACACAGUGGCCAACAGUAACCAAAACAACAGUAACUGUUCGUCCCCAUCGCGCAUGUCCGACUCUGUGUCUUUGACCACCGACAGCAGUCAGGACAACUCCCUCUGCACGCCUGAGAGGGAGUCCAAGGUGCCCUUCCUUCCCAAAACUAGACAAGACGACGAGAACAUGAACCAACCGAAAGACACCACCCCUCUACUCCAUAACGGUAACGGCUCCGAACCGUCCCUUCAGGCCCUCCUGAAAACCCAGCAGACCCCACCAAACUAUGACCUGUCCAUGGAAAACAGAAUGGCUUUCAUCGAAAACGGAAUGGGAGACGCCUACACCAACUGGGACCAGAUCAACAUGAACGUGACCAAGCUGCCAGCGUACCACGGCGCCGAGUUGACAGUGAAGAAUGGUUCGGUUGAGCAGAGCUACGACAACGUGGAUCACUUGCAGAAUGGGAAUCAGCAGGGAGGGGAGUGCAUCAAUAGUCUUGUGAACAGAAGCAGAGGGAUGGAGACGUCUGCAUCGACGGGCGUAGCCGCCAGCAGCGACAUGUCUCUGUCCCGCAGCACGGAGGAGCUGUCCCCAGAAAAAAGAUGUCCUCCCACCCAGGUGAUGAAAUCUCACAGCAUCAGCAAUAUGGAAACGGGCAACUUGAAGCUGUACUCCUUCGAUGGGGAUGAUGAUGCCGCAGUGGUAGCUAGGAUGACUGGGACCGGCCAGGGGCCCGGAGCCCAAGGCCAGAACAUUGUUAGAAGCAAGUCGGCCAGUCAGUUACUCAAUGACCAGAAUCUCUUGGUCUACCCUGGCUCCUCUUCAUCUUCCUCAGACUUGUUGUCUUCUUCUAAGCCCCCUGUUAGCUCAAGCAGAUACCCGGGUAUGAGCAUGGGAGCCCCGCCCCCUCAGUAUAAUAUACAGUACGCGAGCAGCGCCAUGCCUAAAGAUGCCCCCUGGCCUCAAAGGGGGCCCAUGGCGCCGGACCACCAAGGCUACCUCCCCCCUCAUCCACACUCGCUUGCAAACACCAAUUACUCAAACCGUAACCAGGCCCCUCCUUAUAAUCUACAGCCCCAGCAGAGGGGGGGCCCUCUGGCCCCCAUGGGAGACUGGACCAAGGAGAGGCUCCACUCCACCGGCGGGCAGCCCAGAAGCAACACUCUGCAGCGGCAAAGCAGCUCGGCCUCCUCAGUCUCCAUGGGCGACCCGAGGCGCAUCCAGAUGCCGGAGGGGGAGUACAUGACUUACAGGGACAUUCACACCCUCGCCAGGGGGCCCCUGGCAAUGAGCCAGGCCAUGCAGAGGCCUUUCUCUGCUCGCACUUACAGCAUUGAUGCACCCGGAGCUUCCAGGCCUGUGGGUACCAGGCCUCAGCCCCACGAGCUUCCAGAAAGGACCAUGUCUGUUAGUGAUUUCAGCUACCAGCAAGGCAGCCCCAGCAAGCGGCCCAACGCCAGAGUGAAGUCCGAGCACUCGCUUCUGGACGGACCGGGUCAGGUGUCAGGAGGGAUGGGACCUGGGCGGGUGCCAACGGACUGGCGGGACCAAGUGAUGCGGCAUAUCGAGGCAAAGAAGAUGGAGAAGAAUGUGCUGUCUCGCUCCUAUAAUUUCAAUACCUCUCCGCUGAGCUGGUCACAGUACGGCAGCUGUAGGGAUAUGCAUGCCAGCCAAGGAGGCCUGGUGAUUAGCGGCUCUGAGCGACAGCCCUACGGAGCCCUGAGCUUCCGUGAUGAUGUUUUUGUCCCACAAGGACCACAGAGCUACUCCAUGGAUCCUCACAGAAAAGUGCCUUUGAUGAAUGGUCAGAUGGGCCCUUCGGUUCGUCCUCAGAUCCCGAUGUCGUCGAUGGCUCGUCACCCUUCCAGAGAGCAGCUCAUUGACUAUCUGAUGCUCAAAGUCUCCCAGCAGCCUCAUGGGCCUCGUGUUCCUCACGACACGCUGCAGCAAGAGAUGCGUGUGAAAGUAGAGAAGAAUCCAGAGCUGGGUUUCAGUAUAUCAGGAGGAGUGGGAGGCCGGGGGAACCCCUUCCGUCCAGAUGAUAAUGGCAUUUUUGUGACUCGAGUUCAGCCUGAGGGGCCAGCAUUCAAAGUUCUUCAACCUGGAGAUAAAAUAAUUCAGGCGAAUGGAUAUAGCUUUGUCAAUAUCGAUCAUGGGAAUGCCGUGUCCCUGCUGAAGACAUUUCCUACCACUGUGGAUUUAAUUAUCGUAAGAGAAAUGCAAGCAUAGACUCGGCUGAAUCUGUCCUACUGCAGAACGACGCGGCACAUGGAAGAAGAACAUAGAGAUUUAUAGUGACUUGUC
This is a messenger RNA of Cyprinodon tularosa, 5086 nucleotides long. It is a transcript of the gene erbin, whose product is annotated as erbb2 interacting protein. Gene Ontology annotation, biological process: neurotransmitter receptor transport, endosome to postsynaptic membrane; neurotransmitter receptor transport postsynaptic membrane to endosome. NCBI's taxonomy places the organism in Eukaryota, Metazoa, Chordata, Actinopteri, Cyprinodontiformes, Cyprinodontidae. The transcript is spliced from 27 exons. Bases 872 to 5011 code for a protein of 1379 amino acids. The record is from RefSeq and is a predicted model, not a curated record. Gene Ontology annotation, cellular component: postsynaptic membrane; adherens junction; postsynaptic density. Gene Ontology annotation, molecular function: protein binding.